ACGGCGUGUCGGGCGGGACGGGCGUCCGAUCCCAGCGGCUCUCGCCCACCGGCCUGGGCCUACCCCGCCCAGGAACAGAGGAGAGGCGCAGAGAGAAACAGGGAGGGGCAAAGGAGCCGCCGCCGUUGAUCCCUGCCCUUCCGAUCCGGAACCCAAGCCUCCCCGUCUACCGGAGCUCUCCGAGAUGGCGUUGAGCUCGCGGAUGCCCUCCCAGCCCGCGGCGCGGGGCCUCCUGCGCCGCACCCCGCCGCGCAUCCUCCCCGUCGAGCGCGCGCCGCGCCGCCUCGCCCUGGCCGUCCGCGCCGUCUCCGGGAGCCCCGGGCCGGGCGGAUCGCCAGUGCCCAGGCGGUCCCCGGCGCCGGCGGACGCCGCGGCCAUCGAUUUCCUCACCCUGUGCCAUCGCCUUAAGACCACUAAAAGGAAAGGAUGGAUAAAUCAUAGCAUCAAGGGCCCUGAGUCUAUUGCUGAUCACAUGUACCGUAUGGCCUUAAUGGCUCUGAUUGCUGGUGACCUUCCUGCUGUGGAUCGUGAAAGGUGCAUCAAAAUUGCUAUUGUGCAUGACAUUGCUGAAGCUAUUGUUGGUGACAUUACCCCAUCAGAUGGUAUACCUAAGGCUGAAAAAAGCCGGCGUGAACAAGCAGCUCUAGAUGAAAUGUGUGAAGUUCUUGGUGGUGGUCCAAUAGCUGAUGAGAUUAAGGGGCUGUGGGAAGAAUAUGAAAACAAUUCUUCUAUUGAAGCCAAUCUUGUAAAAGAUUUCGAUAAAGUGGAAAUGAUUCUUCAAGCAUUGGAAUAUGAGAAAGAACAUGGCAAAGUGCUAGAUGAGUUCUUUCUCUCCACUGCUGGCAAGUUCCAGACAGAGAUCGGUAAGAGCUGGGCUGCUGAAGUGAACGCGAGGAGAAAGGAGGGAUGCAAAAAGCAGAAGUAGGAGCAUGGCAGUCGCUUUCCUAAGUCCUGAGCCAACUUCAACAGUGGCACUUAACUGAUUACCAUGGCAGUCCAGCUUUAGUAAGGAAUAACGGGAGGGGUAUGGAGAAAAAUCCAUCGAUGUUAGUUUGGUUAGAGCUGAAGCCUGAAAGGUUUAAAAUUGCAAGACUUGCGGUAGGGCUACUAAACACUGUAAUGUUUCAUUCUAGCUUGGAUCCAACGAGGGAUAAGAUACAUUUUUUGGUUAGCUCAGGGAAUAAUGAAAAUGUGAUGUGUUUGCCGCUUUCC
Panicum hallii is the source of this 1212-nucleotide messenger RNA. Its product is annotated as HD domain-containing protein 2 homolog. Gene Ontology annotation, cellular component: cytoplasm. Bases 185 to 925 code for a protein of 246 amino acids. The record is from RefSeq and is a predicted model, not a curated record. The transcript is spliced from 8 exons. NCBI's taxonomy places the organism in Eukaryota, Viridiplantae, Streptophyta, Magnoliopsida, Poales, Poaceae. Gene Ontology annotation, molecular function: 5'-deoxynucleotidase activity.